Molecule: messenger RNA, 8644 nt
Organism: Syngnathus typhle (broad-nosed pipefish)
Lineage: Eukaryota; Metazoa; Chordata; Actinopteri; Syngnathiformes; Syngnathidae
Gene: chd2
Product: chromodomain helicase DNA binding protein 2
Exons: 38
Coding region: 1071-6479 (1802 amino acids)
Biological process (GO): regulation of transcription by RNA polymerase II; nucleosome organization
Cellular component (GO): nucleus; chromatin
Molecular function (GO): DNA binding; chromatin binding; histone binding
Source: RefSeq, a predicted model, not a curated record
AAUAUUUCCACUCUUCGUUAUUCUUUGUCCACUUAAGUGAGCCGAUUACUUUCGGUGGUGUUUCUUUAAUUGUGAUGAACAUAAUUUUACGUUUUUGUAAACGAAAAGUUAUAGAUGAAGGGGAGGGACUUAAAUAUCACCUGAGUGUUGGCUAAAUGAAAAUAACGUCAAUCAAAGGCUUUCAGAGCUAGGAAGGAGCUCUAGAUGGCGGAUGAUCCUUAGGAAGGCUGCUGUAGGCUGUCGUCAUUCCAUUUUUCUUGCCCCUGUGUCGACUGAGGCGACGUCCUGCUAUGUUCUCGUGAUGCCUCGGCACACUCGCUCGACGUUUUGACGGGUUUGACGUCGUUUCGCCGCGCUUUUGUGGCCGUUUUUGCGCGUCGAAGAAGCCGUCUGGGCUUGCCGUUGUUUUCCAUGCAGGGCUCCGGCAGCCAUGGCGCGCCUCCAUUUUUAGAGUGCUGCUCUUGUCUCUCUGACGCUUGACAGCAGAGCGGGUUCCGAGAGGCCCACGAUGUAUUUAAAACCUGAUUCUUUUUGUAUUUAAUAACAUAUACCUUAUUUUUUUUCAGUCUGGUUUGAUUUUUGAGAUUUUAUUAUAUUUUGCAACCGCGGCGAAUCGAAACGAAAUAGUUUAUCUAUCGGUACUGCCUUGUUAUGAGGUUGCUCUGUUUACAUUAUUUGCUGAAUUAAUCCCAUAUUACUUUAUUUUUAAUGUCAUUUUCCCCGCGAUGACGCAGUUACAAUUAAUUGAUGCGACUCGGCACUUGGACAAAUCGCUUGCAUAUGUUGGCUAAUGGAAUAGCACAUACCUUUUGGAACUAUAUAUUCCGUCUAUAUAAUGAUAAUGAUAGAUAAUGCCCAAUCAUUUGUAUUUAAUUCCACUUUCUCCUCUGGCGUCGCACCGCUUGGGAUUUAAAGUGCCUGUCGAGGGGCGAAGGCAAUCUUGAGGGACUUGUGUGCUACUUUAUGCCUCCUGGAACUUUUUUUUUUUUUUACACGAAUACCAGGACAUCAGAUCACCUCUCCCUAAGGAUAUAUACACACAUUUAAAGCAUACACAUUUUUCUUCAACGAUGAAGAACAGAAAUAAAAAGCAAGUGGAAGAAGGAUCGACUCAGAGUAAUGCUUCCAGCAAUUCAGCCUCGGAAGAAUCCAAUCGCUCCGCAUCGGAGUCGGGAAGUCAGUCCGAGAGCGAGCAUGGCAGCGAGCAUGGCAGCGAGAGGCGACGGCGCCGCCAGUCGGAGUCCAACAGCUCCUCGGGGUCGGAGAGUCGCUCGGGGAGCGGGAGCGAGUCUGCGGAGUCCAAAAGGCAAGCAUGCUGCGAUCGCAAAGACAAGCCAGUGAAGAAGAAGGAACGUCUAGCUGAUGUCAAGAAGAUGUGGGAGGAGCAUCCGGACGUGUACGGCGUCAGAAGGUCAAAUCGCAGUAGACAAGAACCAUCUCGCCUGAACAUUGGCGCUGGGGGUAGCAGUGACUCAGAAAAUGAAAGUCCAAAAAGGAAAAGCGCUCGUGUAAAAAAGAAGGAUAGCUGGGAUGAUGAGGAUGAGGAUGACGAGGAGGAAGCCUCCGGCAGUACAGACAGUGAGCAGGAAGAGAUAAAAGUUAGAUCCAGACGACUUCCUGCUAGAAGACCGCAGACAAAAUCAUCGAACAAAAAAUUGUCUCAAAAAGCAAGAAAACUCAGGAAAGAGGAAUCCUCACCCGAGGACGAGGAUGACGACGAGGACGAUGAGGACGAUGAUGACGAGGAUGAUGACGAUGACGACACUCCAAAGAGACAAAUUCGUCGGAGAGGGGCAACUAAGGUCAAAAGCUACAAAGAAGACCAACAUGACUUUGAAACGGACUCUGACGAUCUGAUAGAGAUGACGGGCGACGCGUGCGAGGAGCAGCAGGACGAUGACAGCGAGACCAUCGAGAAAGUCAUGGACACCAGGAUCGGCAAGAUAGGAGCCACGGGCGCUCCCACGACCAUGUAUGCCGUCCAGGACAACGGGGACCCGUGCGAAGGUUUUGACCCCGACAAGGACGAAGGCGAAACGCACUAUCUGGUCAAGUGGAAGGGCUGGUCUUACAUCCACAACACGUGGGAGAGCUUGGACUCACUCACGCAGCAGAAGGUCAAGGGCUUGAAGAAGCUGGACAACUUCAAAAAGAAAAAUGACGAGCUCAACACAUGGUUGAACAGGGCUUCUCCCGAGGAUGUGGAGUUCCACAACUGCCAGAUGGAGCUCAUUGCCGACUUGAACAAGCAGUUCCAGUUUGUGGAGCGCAUCAUCGCCACCAAAACAGGAAAGACACACGGAUCCUCCGACUUCCCGUCUCACAGUCACAAGAUAUCGUCCAGCGAACCCGAGUACCUAUGCAAGUGGAUGGGCCUGCCUUACUCCGAGUGCAGUUGGGAAGACGGGGCGCUGAUCAUGAAGAAGUUCCAGCGCUGCAUUGACAGUUUCUUGAACCGGAACUCCAGCAAAACCGUCCCUUCCAAAGAUUGCAAGGUGUUGAAACAAAGGCCCAGAUUUGUCGCUUUGAAAAAACAGCCGUCAUACAUCGGAGACGAGAACCUGCAACUUAGAGACUAUCAGCUGGCCGGACUCAACUGGCUCGCUCAUUCCUGGUGCAGGUGCAACAGCGUGAUUCUGGCAGACGAGAUGGGUCUGGGAAAGACCAUCCAGACCAUCUCUUUCCUGUCCUACCUCUUCCACCAGCACCAGCUGUACGGGCCCUUCUUGGUGGUGGUGCCCUUGUCCACGCUCACCUCCUGGCAGAGGGAGUUUGACACCUGGGCCCCCGACAUGAACGUGGUGGUCUACCUCGGGGACGUCAUGAGCAGAAAAAGCAUCCGCGACUACGAGUGGGUUAACCACCAAACCAAAAGAAUCCGUUUCAAUGCACUAUUAACCACCUACGAAAUUCUCCUCAAAGAUAAGGGAGUCCUGGGAAACAUCAACUGGGCCUUCCUGGGUGUUGAUGAGGCUCACCGGCUGAAGAACGACGAUUCCCUCUUGUACAAAUCCUUGAUGGAGUUCAGGUCAAACCACAGGCUGCUCAUUACCGGCACCCCACUGCAGAACUCGCUCAAAGAGCUCUGGUCGCUGCUGCACUUCCUCAUGCCGGACAAGUUUGACUCGUGGGAAGAUUUUGAGGACGACCACGGCAAAGGGAGAGAGAAUGGUUACCAGAGUCUUCACAAAGUCCUCGAGCCCUUCCUGCUCCGACGUGUCAAAAAGGACGUGGAGAAAUCGCUUCCUGCCAAAGUGGAGCAGAUUCUCCGCGUUGACAUGAGUGCGCAGCAGAAACAAUUUUACAAGUGGAUUUUAACGCGGAAUUACAAAGCUCUUUCCAAAGGCACCCGAGGCAGCUCCUCGGGCUUCCUGAACAUUGUUAUGGAGCUGAAAAAGUGCUGCAACCACGGCUUUCUCAUCAAGCAGCCUGAGGAGGGCGAGCCCGAGUCACAACAGGAACAACUGCAGGCUCUGGUGCGUGGCAGCGGCAAGCUGGUGCUGCUGGACAAACUGCUCACCCGGCUGAGGGAGCGAGGCAACAGAGUGCUGAUUUUCUCGCAGAUGGUUCGAAUGUUGGACAUCCUGGCUGAAUACCUUGCCAAGAAACGCUACCCGUUUCAGCGUUUGGACGGCUCCAUCAAGGGAGAAAUUCGAAAGCAAGCGCUGGACCACUUUAAUGCCGAAGGCUCAGAGGAUUUCUGCUUUCUCUUGUCCACGAGAGCCGGAGGCUUGGGAAUAAACUUGGCCUCUGCCGACACCGUCGUUAUCUUCGACUCGGAUUGGAACCCGCAGAAUGACCUGCAGGCGCAAGCCAGGGCUCAUAGGAUCGGCCAAAAGAAGCAGGUGAAUAUAUAUCGACUGGUCACCAAGGGAACGGUUGAGGAGGACAUCAUCGAGAGGGCGAAGAAGAAGAUGGUUUUGGAUCAUCUGGUCAUUCAGCGAAUGGACACCACUGGACGAACCGUACUGGACAGCAACUCGGGCAACACCAAUUCGAACCCAUUUAACAAGGAAGAGCUGACCGCCAUCCUCAAGUUUGGUGCAGAAGAGCUAUUUAAAGAGGCCGAAGGAGAAGAGUCUGAACCUCAGGAAAUGGACAUCGAUGAGAUCCUCAGGUUGGCAGAAACUCGAGAAAGUGACCAGGGCCAAAGUGCCACCGAUGAACUCCUGUCUCAGUUUAAGGUGGCCAAUUUUUCCACCAUGGAGGAAAGCGCACCCAACCUGGAGGAGAAGCCUUCUCGGGACUGGGAUGACAUCAUCCCAGGGGAGCAGCGGCGCAAAGUGGAGGAGGAGGAAAAGCAACGGGAAAUGGAUCUCUUCAUGCUGCCCAGAAGCAGGAGCUCCAACAAGCGGGCUCAGGCCAACGACAGUGACAGCGACGUGGGCUCCAAGCUCAAGCAACAGUCAUCGGGCUCGGACAGCGAGACCGACGACAGCGAUGAAGAUAAGAAGCCCAAGAAGCGAGGUCGCCCCAGAGCCCGCAAGAACAACGUGGAGGGUUUCAAUGAUGCCGAGAUACGCAGGUUCAUUAAGGCUUACAAGAAGUUUGGAGCUCCGCUUGAAAGGUUGGAAGCCAUCGCACGCGACUCUGAGCUGGUGGACAAGUCCAUCGCAGACCUGAAGCGUCUGGGCGAGCUCAUUCACGUCAGCUGCGUGGCGGCCGUGCAAGAGCACGAGGAGAACCUGAAAGAGAACCCGGUCGAAGCCAAAGGUCCCGGCAAACGGCGAGGAAUCAACAUCAAGAUCUCCGGGGUGCAGGUCAACGCCAAGUCCAUCAUCCAGCACGAGGAGGAGUUCGAGCCCUUGCACAAGGCUGUGCCGCCCGAUCCGGCCCAGAGGAAUACGUUCAAGCUCACGUGCAGAGUCAAGGUCGCCCACUUCGACGUGGACUGGAACGUGGAGGACGACGUGCAGCUCUUGCUCGGAAUUUAUGAGCACGGAUUCAGCAACUGGGAUCUGAUCAAGACCGAUCCUGACCUCAAGCUGUCUGAAAAGAUCCUGCCGGACGAUCCGGUCAAGAAGCCUCAGGCCAAGCAGCUGCAGGCCAGAGCCGAGUAUCUCCUCAAGCUGCUCAAAAAGGAACAAGACAGCGCAGACGCGUCCAAAACUGGCGACGAGGUCAAAGUGAGGAAGAGGAAGCCUCGGGUGAAGAAGGAGAAGCUCGUCAAGGACGAGCAGGGCAACAGCAAUUCGUCGCCGCGCUUGUCCGACAAUCCAUCGGAAGAAGGCGAGCUCAAGGAGGACGGAGCAGACAAGUCCCCCACCAAGAAACGACAGAAGAAGAAGGAUAACAAGGAGAACAAAGAAAAGCAAGGCACUCCGAAGAAGGAGAAGGAAGGCGACAAAGAGAAGAAGGGGAACAAGGCUCGAAAGGACAAGGCGAAAGGAACCAAAGGGAGGAAAAGCCAAGGACCGGUCCACAUCACGGCGGGCUCCGAUCCCGUUCCCAUCGAGGGAAAAGAGGACGACGAACUCGACCAGGAGACUUUCAGUAUUUGCAAGGAGCGCAUGAGGCCCGUGAAGAAGGCCCUGAAGCAGUUGGACAAACCGGACGAGGGCUUGCCGGACCAGGACCAGCUCCAGCACACGCGCACCUGCCUGCUGAAGAUCGGAGAUCGCAUCACAGAGUGCCUCAAAGCCUACAACGACCCCGAGCACGUGAAAAUAUGGCGACGAAAUCUCUGGAUUUUUGUCUCCAAGUUUACCGAGUUUGGCGCCCGAAAGUUGCACAAGCUCUACAAAAUGGCCCAGAAGAAACGCUCGCACGAGGAAGAGAAGGAGCACAAGAAGAGGGAUGAGACCUCCGGGAGAGGAAAACCUUUGCGGCCAGACGCUUCGGCGCCCGCUCGCGACUCAGCGGGCGCGCAGUCGGCUUCGUCUCACUCAGCGCAGUCGGACCCGCAUGGGCACCACCGAGAUUACAACAUGGGCGCCAAACGCCACUUCCCCAAUGACGACCGGGGGGACUGGCAGAGGGAGCGCAAGUACAAUCACCCGAGCAACCAGCCGUGGUCGGGCGAGCGCCAUUACCCGUACGACGGCCACCGCUACAAGGAGCACUACGGUGAGCGGCACGCCCACGGCGACUCAUACCGCAGCUCGGGCGGCUACCGCAAUAACAACUCGCCGCGCAAGAGGCCCUACGACCAAUACGGCAACGACCGGGACCACCGGCCGCACCGGCCCUACUAUGACAGGCACCAGGACUCCAAAAGAAGGCGUCCGGACGACUUCCGCUCCAACUACCACCACCAGGGGCGCGACGGCCCCUCUCAGGACUUCCGCCGCAUGCCGGAUCAUCGGCCCGGCCUCCCGCCGGCCCAAGACCACUACAGCAGACCUUUCCACACGGACAAACCCCUGCUCCUGGACCCACGCUCCCCCCAGGCCCAGAAGUCCCCCCACGACCCUCGCCUGUCCCCGGCGGACCCCAACGCCCCCCCGCCCGAGCCCCCCUGGAACAACAGGAAGACUUAAAACUUUGGACUGGACCAGUCAUAAGCUUGAUGGACGUAGACGCCGUUGCGCUCACACACACACACACACACACACACACACACACACACACACACACACACACACACACAUACACACACACAGACAGGCGACAACCAUCUUCAUUGAAGUGACUGGACACGGUGGAAUGGAUGUUUAGUCCUAUGGACUACUUACCUCGGGUGGGUUCAGGACGCAAUGAACUGUUGACUGACCUUAAAGUGCCUGAUUUGUUGUUUUUUGUUUUGUUUUUUUAAGCCUGACCAGGAGAAGUUUUGUUUAUUUCUGCCUUUAGCUUUAAAUGUCAUUAGACAACGUGAGUACAAAAGAAUGUGUCAUCACGUGCACCCCCCCUGCAGCAGCAUUUGUGACGCUUGCAAAGAGGUGGAAAAUUUCCCCUAAAUUUCCAUGGGCACUUUUGGAACUAUUCCAAAUUGGAACAUUUGUAUGAAUUGGGAAUGGAGGUUAACUUGAUGAGUGUAUCAUGUGCAAUCAUUUUGGGCUGCAAGGUAGCAAAAUGAUUGCUUUCAAUUGGAUUAUGCAAAAAAAAAAAAAAAAUUCCCCAAUUUGUAUGUUACAUUUAAGGUCACCCAUUGAAUUCCUGCUAUCUUCCCUGAAAUUUCCAUGCAAAGUUUGCAACUUUCCAUCAUCGGCGUCAGCACAUGCUACCUUUCACUAGCUCAUGAUUCCAUCUCUUCUAUCCAACCAAGCAAAAGAGCCAGUUAUCCACUUGCACAUGUGAUCCCCAUGGAUUCUCUGGCAUUUGUUGCAAAACGGUGGCCAAAGCUAGCAGUCAUGGAAGAGUCAAUGCCAGUACUUUUCCUCCGGAGUGAAAUGAUGCACCCCCCCCCCACCCCCCUCACGGCACACCACCAAAAUGUUGCAAAAAGGAUAAAAUCAAGUUGCCCUUGGUUCAAUUUCCGCACAGAUCUUCUAAGUUCAACACAAAAAAUGCUGUUCUGUUUAGUUUCCCUGCUGCCAUCCAGCGGACGAACAUUGAAUUGUUCUGCUUGUCAGUCAGCAUGCAAAGAUGGAUAACCUCGAUACAUUAUUUGUAGUAACUAAUCAAUUGCGUUUGCAAGUGGCGAAUUUCACACAGUGGUUGGAAAAGGAAUUUAAAAACUACCCCAAUCAAAUCAAAAUGAAAGAAGCAGUGUUACUUGUAUCACAAACACCCUUUGGCUCCUUUCCCCUCACAGUAUUAACAAAUGGCUGUGCGCCAUUUUAAGGACGUUUGCUCCCAGUGCCAAAUCCGGCCCAUUUUGUGUUCCCCGUCUUCUCACACAGAUUUCAUUUGUGCCUUAAGUAAGGGCUGUAUACAGUGUCGUGGUUGGGUGGAGGCUUGCUGUUGAGUAUUGAAAUUGGUGUUCGCUGUGUUAUUCAAAUGGGACAAAAAAAAUCAGCAUCAUGCUCGUCUGGGACUUUGGACUCCAUGUGUUGAAGUUAUAUUUACAAGGCCACCUUCAGUUAGGCAAAUUACAGCCAAAGUCCCUGAAAUCCCCAUGGAAAAUGUUCAGUCUUGAGAAUUCUGAGAAUUUUGCAACCCUAAUGUUAGCAAUCCAGCAAAAUGUUUUGAAUGAGUGUACGCCGGGAAGUUGGCAUACUAAAAAUGGCUGCCUUCCUGUGUCUUGGCUUCUUGACUUCUUUUGUGGGUCUGGUCUUGGUAGACGUGCCUACCAAAUGUGGCUUCAGGGGCUGAAUUUUUGAAAUGUUACUGUUAAUUAUGUAAAUUUUCACAAGUAUAGGAGGUCCCUGAAAACUAAAAGUGGGUUUUUGCACUGUGAGAAAAAGAAAUCAAUCCCCUGCAAAUUGCAUAAAAGUGAUUCUAAUAUAUAAGAAAGAUGUAAAGUAAAAUAAAACAAAAAAAGUCACAUUUUAAGGACAUAGUAUGGAAUGGCUCGAUGAAGGGACCAUGUGGUAUCCAAGUGGUAAUCCUCAUGUUUUGUGUGUGGUAGAAAUACAAUGAAAGUGUUUUGGCUUCUUCUUGCUCUUCUUCCUCCAUCACGUCACGCAAGCUCCAGUCCUUGUAUGAUAUCUUCUGAAAGGAAAAGUCUAAUUUAUAUUUGGGAAAACAACCACUCUUGAGGAAAAAAAAAAUCUUGUACAUAUGUUUGGACAUAUGUAAUAAAAUUUGUUACACAAAAGUA